UUGAAGACAGUCACCAUGAAGUUUGUGAUCUUGGCUUUGUUUGUUGCUGGUGCCUACGGGUGCGGCCUGCCCACCUUCGCCCCCAUCAUCACCAGGGUGGUCGGUGGAGAUGAUGUCCGUGAGAACAGCUGGCCCUGGCAGGUUUCUCUGCAGUACAAGAGUGGUUCCAACUUCUACCACACUUGCGGUGGAACUCUGAUCUCCAGCCAGUGGGUCCUCACUGCUGCUCACUGCAUUGGAAGCCGCACCUACAGAGUCUAUGUUGGAAAACAUAAUCUGAAGGACAACAACGAGGCUGGUUCCAUCGCCAUCAGUCCCGCCAAGAUCGUCGUCCAUGAAAAUUGGGACUCUUAUAGAAUCCGUAACGACAUUGCCCUGAUCAAGCUGGCAACUCCCGUCACCAUCUCUGACUCCAUCAUGCCUGCCUGCCUUCCCGACUCUGGUGAAGAGCUGGAGCAUGGAGCUCCAUGCUACGUUACUGGCUGGGGACGUCUCUGGACUGGAGGUCCUAUUGCCGACAUCCUGCAGCAGGCUCUCCUCCCUGUGGUCGGCCACUCCACCUGCAGCAAGUAUGACUGGUGGGGCAGCCUGGUCACCCGCAGCAUGGUCUGUGCUGGAGGAGAUGGACAGCUGGCUAGCUGCAAUGGAGACUCUGGUGGUCCUCUGAACUGUCAAAACCCCGAUGGCUCCUGGUCAGUUACUGGCGUGGUGAGCUUCGGCUCCAGCAUGGGCUGCAAUUACCCCAAGAAGCCCUCUGUCUUCACCAAGGUCAGCGCCUACAUCGCCUGGAUCAACAACGUGAUGGCAUCAAACUAAACAAUCUUGGACUAAUUUGUGUCAUCGUCGGCCACUACACUUGACCAUCAAAUAAAGUUGUGCCUAAUACGCA
Solea solea (common sole) is the source of this 889-nucleotide messenger RNA. It is a transcript of the gene ela2, whose product is annotated as elastase 2. The transcript has 8 exons. Gene Ontology annotation, biological process: proteolysis. Gene Ontology annotation, molecular function: serine-type endopeptidase activity. Bases 16 to 816 code for a protein of 266 amino acids. Lineage: Eukaryota; Metazoa; Chordata; Actinopteri; Pleuronectiformes; Soleidae. The record is from RefSeq and is a predicted model, not a curated record.